This is a messenger RNA of Abrus precatorius (Indian licorice), 1343 nucleotides long. RefSeq names its product protein SLOW GREEN 1, chloroplastic. The record is from RefSeq and is a predicted model, not a curated record. Bases 115 to 1017 code for a protein of 300 amino acids. Gene Ontology annotation, molecular function: protein binding. Lineage: Eukaryota; Viridiplantae; Streptophyta; Magnoliopsida; Fabales; Fabaceae. The transcript has a single exon.
CGAACCAUUCAGUUGCGACGUUGAAACCUCAGAAGUCCAAAACAAAAGUCCUUAACCCCGCCUAUCUUCUUCUUUGCAAUAAGCAUUGUUCUCUCCAUAAACCCUAAUUCCACCAUGUCUUCAACGCUGGCCACUGCACCAUCCUCAAUCUUCCCCUUCAACCCCAACCCCAACCCCACAACCACAAACCCACACUCUCCCUCCACUCUCCGUUUCCCUCCAACACUUCGCCCUCGCUUCACCCUCAGCGCCCAUCACUCCUCCCACGCGCCCAUCCUCAAAACCAUCGCCGGCGCCGCAAUAUUCGCCGCCGUAGCCCUCAAAUUCCCCGCCUCACCUGCACGCGCUCAGCCUCCGCCACCACUCGCCGAAGAAACGACGCCGCCGCUAUCCGAAUUCCUCGAAACGAACUCCGAAGCCGUCGAUGCUCUCAAGUCGUUGCUGCAGCAGAAGCUCGAACUCGGCGACGACGAGGAAGCGCUGAAGAUCCUGAAACGCUUGAUCUCCGCACAACCCGAGGUCGCCGAUUGGAAGUUUCUCGCGGCGAGGUUAGCGAGCGAAACCGGCGAUUUGGAGACGGCGCGUGGGUACUACGAGGAGGUCUUGGCGUCGAAUCCGUUGUGGUUUGAGGCAUUGUUUGAGAACGCUUUGCUGAUGGACCGGUGUGGGGAAGGGGAAGCGGUGAUGAAGAGGUUGGAAGAGGCGCUGAGAGUGGCGCAGGAAGAGAAGAAGGCGAAGGAAGCGAGGGACGUGAGGUUGAUUAUGGCUCAGAUUCAGUUUCUGCAGAAGAACGUUGACGAAGCUUUGGAGAUUUAUAACCAACUCACAAAAGAGGACCCUAGUGAUUUCAGGCCUUAUUUUUGUAGGGGCAUGAUUUAUAGCUUGCUUGAUAAGAACGAUGAGGCUAGGGACCAGUUUGCAAAGUACAGGGAGUUGAGUCCCAAGAAAUUUGAGGUUGAUGGAUACUUGAGGACCCCUUUGUCAAGGAUGAAGUUGUUUGGUACCGACGAGAGCUGAGAAUAACAAUAAUAAUAAUGAGUAAUAAUUUGAGGUCUUUUUGGCGAUUGGAAUAAGGGUGGUGGAUGCAAGCACGAGAUUUUGCUGUGUAAUCUUUGUGUGGGGUUUUGUUAUCCUUACCUGCACUUGAGUUAAAUUAUUUUACUUUAGCUAUGCCACUCUUUUAAGUAUUGGGUGGGUGUAAAACUUGUUUGUAUGUUUAGAAUGGUAGGGAAAUAAAGGAUGACAAUUGAGUUCUAUUGAACUCCACCACACUUUUUUGUGAAGGCUUGCGAAGUGGAAGUAAUGAUACUUGUGCUUUCAAUUUUUUAUUCCAUGAUUGUUCU